Drosophila rhopaloa is the source of this 4566-nucleotide messenger RNA. RefSeq names its product dynactin subunit 1 (gene DCTN1-p150). NCBI's taxonomy places the organism in Eukaryota, Metazoa, Arthropoda, Insecta, Diptera, Drosophilidae. The record is from RefSeq and is a predicted model, not a curated record. The transcript has 4 exons. The coding region runs from base 296 to 4093 and encodes 1265 amino acids.
GUUUACCUUCUCUAGUUAUUUCGCACGGUCACACUGCAAACAUUGCAAAUAUUUUAGGAAAACGAUUUCGUUCCAAUUUUAAGCUGCUGCAACAGAAAUACAGCGCAAAUGGUAAGCGUGGCGGUGGAGACAAAGAAAGGAACACCUGCCCGAUUGGAAAAGCAGCCGACGGCCAUUUUUUGCUAGCUGAGACGUGACUGUUGGCCAGAGCAGAGGAAGUGCACCGCACACUCAUAAUCAUCAGUCAAACCCACAUCCUGGUCACACAUAAACACACGCACACAUCGAGAGCGAGAUGUCCGAGAAGAACCUGAAAGUGGGCGCCCGCGUCGAGCUGACCGGCAAGGAUCUGCUCGGCACGGUGGCCUACGUGGGCAUGACCAGCUUCGCCGUCGGCAAGUGGGUGGGCGUCGUGCUGGACGAACCAAAGGGCAAGAACAGCGGCUCCAUCAAGGGCCAGCAGUACUUCCAGUGCGAGGAGAACUGCGGCAUGUUCGUGCGUCCCACGCAGCUGCGUUUGCUGGAGGUGGCUCCUGGCAGCAAGCGCAGCAUCGACGACGUCAGCGGUGCCACGCCCACGGCUGCCCAACCCACAAAGGCGCGGCUGAGCAGCUCUCGCACCUCGCUCUCCUCCAGUCGCCAAUCACUGUUGGGUUCCCGUACCCAGUUAACUACAUCUCUGAGUGAACGCACUGGCUCCAGCAGCAGCAUUGGUCCUCGGAAAUCCCUGCUCCCCCAAAAUAGCAAGGAUAAGGAAGCCUCAAGCACUUCAUUGGCUGAGGGAGCAGCAGCACCAACCGGUGGCAACGGAGCCGGUUCGCAUGCCUCUUCCAAGCGGGCUUCAUUCGUCGAGACGGGCUUCCUAGAGAUUCUCAAGCCGCAGUUUACGCCCUCGCAGCCACUGCGUUCGCCUUCCUUCACCAUGCCCCUUAAUUCUGGCUCUGAUGAUAAGACCGCCCUCUUGGAGGCGCAGAAAACGAGCGCUGAAUUACAGGCCCAGCUGGCCGAUCUCACCGAAAAGCUGGAAACCUUGAAGCAAAGAAGAAAUGAGGAUAAGGAGAGGCUGCGGGAGUUCGACAAGAUGAAGAUUCAGUUCGAACAGUUGCAAGAGUUUCGCACAAAGAUCAUGGCCGCACAGGCUUCACUACAAAAGGAACUGCAACGUGCCAAGCAGGAGGCCAAAGAUGCGGUAGAGGCCAAGGAGCAGCAUGCCCAGGAAAUGGCAGAUCUAUCGGACAACGUGGAGAUGAUCACCCUGGAUAAGGAGAUGGCUGAAGAGAAGGCCGACACGCUGCAGCUGGAGCUGGAGUCUUCUAAGGAGCGUAUUGAAGAGCUACAGGUUGAUCUGGAACUGCUGCGCUCUGAGAUGCAGAACAAGGCCGAGUCCGCCAUCGGCAAUAUCUCAGGCGACGGCGAUUCACCCGGACUCUCCACCUACGAAUUUAAGCAGCUGGAGCAGCAGAACAUUCGUUUAAAGGAAACGCUAGUGCGCCUGAGGGAUCUCUCUGCUCAUGAUAAGCAUGACAUUCAGAAAUUGAGCAAGGAGUUGGAUAUGAAGCGCUCCGAAGUCGCCGAAUUGGAGCGCACUAAGGAGAAGCUGAGCUCCAAGAUUGAUGAAAUGGAGGCCAUAGUGGCCGACUUGCAGGAACAAGUCGAUGCUGCACUAGGAGCCGAAGAAAUGGUGGAACAGCUGGCCGAGAAGAAAAUGGAGCUGGAAGAUAAGGUAAAGUUGCUCGAGGAAGAGAUCGCCCAAUUGGAAGCUCUGGAGGAGGUUCACGAACAGCUGGUGGAGAGCAAUCAUGAACUGGAGCUGGAUCUGCGCGAGGAACUGGAUCUGGCCAAUGGAGCCAAGAAGGAGGUGCUGCGCGAGCGAGAUGCGGCUAUCGAGACCAUAUACGAUCGCGAUCAGACCAUCACAAAGUUUAGGGAACUGGUGCAAAAGCUGAACGACCAACUUACCGAUUUGCGAGAUCGCAAUUCCAGCAACGAAAAGGAGUCGUUGCAGGACCCCAGCUUGAAACUGGCCACCGAAACUAUCGACUACAAGCAGAUGUUCGCCGAGUCAAAGGCCUACACACGCGCCAUCGACGUUCAACUGCGACAAAUCGAGCUCAGUCAGGCCAACGAGCAUGUCCAGAUGCUGACCGCCUUCAUGCCAGAAUCAUUCAUGAGUCGCGGCGGCGAUCACGACUCCAUCCUGGUGGUGCUGCUCAUUUCACGCAUUGUCUUCAAAUGCGGCAUUGUGGUUUCGCAGACAAGGGAACGUUUCCCAGCCGUGGAGGCGAUCACCAGGGAGGCAGUCACCCAGGGCCAUGCCGUCCAGCAGUAUGCCUUCAAGUGCCGCCUGCUGCACUACGUCCACAGCCUGCAAUGUGCCCUGCACCAGAUCCUCUACGGACUCAAUAGCUGCCAACCGGAUACGCUCCUGAGAGCCGGAAGCUCCCUUCCCGAAAUGGUGGCUCAAGAAAAGAUUGUGGAUGGCAUCAUCGAACUGCUGAAAUCCAACCAGCUGGACGAGAACAGCACCACGGAUAAUAUUGAGAAAUGUGUGGCCUUCUUUAAUGCCAUGAACUCUGUUUUGCUAGCCGGCGAGCAGCUCCUGAACGAGAUUCAAAUGAUCCGCGACUGCGUGGCUUCCUUGGGAGCAGCUUGUGAGAGCAUUCUCAGCGAUACGGCCAUCGCCAAGGUGAUUAUCCAGGAGGCUGGUGCCACCAGCGACUCGGUGCUGUUGAUCCAGUUCCUGAACGAGAACAUGGAGAGUGUGCGGCAGCAAGUGAAGCUGAUCAAGCGCCGUUUACCCAGCGACCAACACGUGAUCAAGAGCGGUCUCUCGCAGCACAAAGUGGAGGCCAUGCGUGGUCUCGCCCAAAACAUCAGUCGCAUCAUGUCGGCGAUGCACCAGGCGACUAAGCAAUCACUGGCCGCCAUUGUCACCACCAUCGAGAGCGACAAUGCAGCAGAGCACACGCUGCCCCAGGAGAAAUACUGGGCCCUUCUGUCCGCAUCCUGCGAGCGCAUCUACGAGCAGGAUGACCGCGGACCAACGCACAACUUUAAGGCCUUGCUGGCACAAGCUAACUCCGACUUGCAGCACAUUGCCCAGCACCUGCUGGACAAGGAGUACGAGAUUAUUUCGGCCGCCAACAAUGCUGGUGGUCAACAGAAAUCGGGUGCCCACAGCACGCCCAUCACUCAGCGGGCGCAGUUGAUCAAGAAACAGCUGGAGCAGAAGAACGUGCUGGCCGCCACGCUGGAGAAUCGCGAGGCGGACGUCAAACAGCUGAAGCUGGCCGCCAAGAUGAAGCAGAACGAGCUAAGUGAGAUGCAGAUCCGCAAGGACCUCGCCGAGAAGAAGCUGAGCGUUCUGCAAAACGAAUACGAGCACGCGGUGGACAAGUGGAAAAUGCAGUACGAGGACACGCGCCAGCAGCUGCAGCUCAAGGAGAAGGAGUUCGAGGAGACGAUGGAUCAUCUGCAGAACGAUAUAGAUGCCCUGGAGAGCGAGAAGAGCGAUCUGCGCGACAAGUUGAAGCUGAACUCGAACACGGGCAAGGUACAGUCCGGCUCAGAUUCCCACUCCCCGCACAAUCUUUCGGCCGCUGGCUCCACGUCCAGUGCACCAGGCAUCAUUAAUGUCUCCUACUCUGCGCCCGCGGGCACUGCUCCAGUGGUGGCCGAGGAGGUGCAGCUGCUGAAGAACGCCUUCAACCAGGAGCGCAACGAGCGACUGCGUCUGCAGGCUCAGGAUAUGCGUGCCAAGCUGUCGCAGUUUGAACCCCUGCAUGUGCCGCAGCCACAGGAUCAGCGCAUCACCGCCUUGGAGUCGGAGCUGACUAGGAUGAAGCACGCCUGGGUAUUGUCCCUGCUUCAGGUGCGCUCCCAGGACUCGGUGAAUGCGGGAACACGCAUCAACACGGUGGCAAUGCAAAGGCGCCAUCAGCCCGUUCCGCUCAAGGGUGAGAUCAGUUCGAGGGCCUCCCAGCUGGCCUCCGACAUCCUAACGGAGUAUCUGCAUCGGAAGCCACAUCGCGCGGAUCACGGUCAGUUCGCCUCUUUUCCCACCGUCGAUGUGAAGCGUGUGCUGCAGAUAUGAAUCGGGUUUAUCAUGGUAAUCGGAUCGGGGCCAGGGGCAAUCUGAAUAGCAUAUAGUUUUAUUUGUACUGCUAGCACAAUUUCGGAUCGGGGACAUUCUUUCCUCGCACAAGCAGCUUCCCUCUAAACCCAAAAUCGCAACUCCUCAAGACUCCCCGCUCCUGUGAUGAGACCUAAACAUGAUAGCUAAACAAAAAGCAACUAAGAAAUUAUAAUUCUACACUUAAUUUAUGUUUUUUGUAUAAAGAUUAUAUAUUGUAAUACUAACUUUGUGUUUAACUCCAAAAAAGCCUGUUCUGAAACUAAACUCAAGCGAACUAAUACCGGUAUUAUCUAUCAAAUAUGUGGCAGGAGAUAAACUAUGUGAAAGACACAACUAAACCAGAGAAACAAAUCUAAUUUGCAUAAAUGAGAAUAAUGAAUACAUUAUACAUAUAUAAAGUAAAUAUAUUUUGCUGAUGUUGUAUAACUUAA